CAGGCUUAGUCAAGGAAAGCACGCGCCGCCGCAGUAGUGAGGGUCGAAUCUCUGGGAAAGAAGCUGCUGUCGGGAUCACAGGGGCCGGGGGGGCUGCUGGUUGGCGCUUGAACCUGGGCCUCGGCGGCACGUGCUUGAUAUGGAACUGGAGGAGUCGGGGAUCCGAGAGGAAUGUGGCGUGUUCGGGUGCAUCGCUUCGGGAGAGUGGCCCUCACAGCUAGAUGUGCCGCAUGUGAUCACCCUGGGACUCGUGGGGCUGCAGCACCGGGGUCAGGAGAGUGCUGGUAUUGUGACCAGUGAUGGGAGUACAGUGCCAACAUUCAAAACACACAAGGGUAUGGGUCUUGUAAAUCAUGUCUUUAAUGAAGAUAAUUUAAAGAAAUUAUAUAUUUCAAAUCUUGGUAUUGGACAUACAAGGUAUGCUACUACCGGAAAAUGUGAAUUAGAAAAUUGUCAGCCCUUUGUUGUUGAAACGCUUCAUGGGAAAAUAGCAGUGGCACAUAAUGGCGAAUUGGUAAAUGCUGCCCGAUUAAGGAAAAAGAUUCUGCGUCAUGGUGUUGGUCUGUCAACAAGUUCUGAUAGUGAAAUGAUUACCCAAUUAUUGGCAUAUACCCCUCCUCAGGAACGAGAUGACACCCCAGACUGGGUAGCUAGGAUUAAAAACUUAAUGAAGGAGGCACCUACAGCAUACUCCCUGCUUAUUAUGCACAGAGAUGUUAUUUAUGCAGUCCGAGAUCCUUAUGGAAAUCGCCCUCUAUGCAUUGGUCGUCUUAUUCCUGUAUCUGAUAUAAAUGGAAAAGGGAAAAAGCUCUCAGAAACGGAAGGAUGGGUGGUAUCUUCAGAAUCUUGUAGCUUUUUAUCUAUUGGUGCAUUAUAUUUCCGUGAAGUCUUGCCUGGAGAAAUUGUGAAAAUAUCCAGACAUAGUGUCCAAACUCUUGAUACUGUAUCAAGGUCUGAAGGAAAUCCAAUGGCUUUUUGUAUAUUUGAAUAUGUUUAUUUUGCAAGACCAGAUAGUAUAUUUGAAGACCAAAUGGUUUACACGGUAAGAUACCGUUGUGGUCAGCAGUUAGCAAUUGAAGCACCUGUGGAUGCAGAUUUGGUCAGCACUGUUCCUGAAUCUGCUACACCUGCUGCCCUUGGUUAUGCAGCAAAGUGUGGACUUCCAUAUGUGGAAGUGUUGUGUAAAAACCGCUAUGUAGGAAGAACCUUCAUUCAGCCAAAUAUGCGGUUAAGACAGCUUGGUGUUGCAAAAAAAUUUGGAGUAUUGUCAGACAACUUUAUAGGCAAAAGAAUUGUUCUUGUAGACGAUUCUAUCGUGAGAGGCAAUACCAUCUCUCCCAUAAUAAAAUUGCUCAAAGAAUCUGGUGCAAAAGAGGUACACAUUCGAGUUGCCUCACCACCAAUUAGAUAUCCAUGUUUCAUGGGAAUAAAUAUUCCCACAAAAGAAGAGCUUAUUGCCAAUAAGCCAGAAUUUGAACAUCUUGCAGAAUAUUUAGGAGCAAACAGUGUUGUAUAUCUAUCAGUAGAAGGACUGGUUUCAUCUGUACGAGAAAGAGCAAAAUUUAAAAAACAGAAAGUGGAAAAGCAAGGAAUUAUGAUUCAAGAAAAUGGGAAUGGUCUGAAAUGUUUUGAAAAGAGCAGUCAUUGUACCGCUUGUCUCACUGGAGAAUACCCUGUGGAAUUGGAUUGGUAGCUGAUGGGGACAAAUUAGUCAUUUCAAGAUAUAAAGUUGGUCAAGAAAUUAUAGUGAUUAAGCCUUAUUAUCCAGUUAUUGUUACUCAGUUGGUACAAUGUAAAAUGCCACAUGCUUAUGUUUACCUUUGUGAGUUUUGGGGUUUUUCUGAAAAGGCUACCAAAGUGCUAUGCUUUCUUUAAUAAUCCUAGAUAAAUAUUUUGGUGUUAUCUAGGAAUUCUGUGUGCUCCUUUCAGUUUUAUUUAGUAGUUUAAUAAAACUUUGAAGUUACCAAUUAUGAGAUAUCAUAUACACUUAAUUUCAGAUAUUCAACAGUAAUGCAAAGAAGAGGUAAAUUUCUGUAUUAGAAUUGCCAGGUACUGUAUCUUCCUAAGAAUUCUUAGAGAAUUUUGGAAAUGUUUUUUGAGAAUUGUUGAAAUUCAGUUAUGGAACAUUUUCAUAAUUGAACCUUGCUAAUGGUGUAUAGUACAGCAAUAUGUGGCUUUUUUGUUUGUUUUUUACACAAGUGUUAACUAGCCUUUAUCAUCUGGUCAGAAGACAGAUGGUAAGUGGUGUUUGUCAAGUUCAUAGUGUAAAGGGUUUGCAGAGGUUAGAUGUAGGUAGGAUGUGUGACGCAGAUAGGUGAGUAAAUGCAAAAUUUCAUGCAGUUUGAAUCCAUUAUAAGUGUCUAGUGUCUCUUUCUCAUUUUGGUUGUGACCUUGGCUUCCCUGUCUAACUUAGACAAAUCUUUUUUUUUUUUUUUAACUCACAGAUGAUACUUGUUCCUCAGUUUCUCCAACUGUGAAUGGGGUGCUUAUCUUAUUAAACUAAAUAGGAGUGUGAAUAAGUGUCACACUUUUGGUGGUAAGAGCCAUCAUUUCACCCCUAAAUUUUAUUAGUAGCUUUUGAAAUGUUGGCUGUUACUCUGCAAUUGAGAUUUCAUUAUGAUGUGAUGAGACACAAUUUGGUAGUGCUUUGCAACUCUCAUUGAGAUGCCCUGAGAAUGGUUGUGAAAAAUGUGUCUGCUGGAAAAAUAUAUUUCCUACAUUUGACUAGAAAGUGUGAUCCAUAAUACUUAGUGCCCUACUAGCAUAAACCCAGCAGGUAAACAUAAUACAUUUGAAAUUCAGAAAAACAUUUUUUAUACUCAGCAAAUCUUUAAUUUGUUUAAUUAUAAUAUGCUUUUUUAUGCAAUGCUUGAUCAUUUGCAAACAUAAAUUUAUUUGUAUACAUGAUAUGGGUACGCACAUAUAAUUGCAAUUAAAUGAGCAAGUAGAUACACUAUAAGGGACAAUUUUGUUUAAGGAUUAAGGAAAUCCAUAUUUGAAAUUGGGUGCCCAUAUCCAAGAACCAAUUUAUAAUCACUUUUUCAUACUUUGUUUUAUUGGGAGCUAAGAAAUUAGAUUUUUUUAAAUUGUGAAAAUAUCUUUUUUUUUGAAGUUUUUUCUUAAGACAUUUAUGAUUUAAAAUUUUAAAAAGACAUGCCCUACAGCCUCCCAUCUGUGUAAAAUUUUUAAAAACAUAAAAGCUUGUACCACAAUUUGAUGUAUAUAGUGUCCAUAUCCAUUUAGAAAUUUAAUAUUUAUUAAAUAUUAAAUAUUUCACCCUCGUUUGGGAUAUAGUCUCAUGCGUUAUAUUACUGCAGGCCAAGGUAAAAUCUUGAUAGGUCUUUAAGCUCACCUGCACCGGCAGGUCAGAUAACCCUGUGGCACAAGCAAAUUGGCAUUGGAUUAAAGCUCUGGGACCAAUUCAGCUUGUAAAACCAUUUGUCUUAAAUGUAUUCCCUGUAGCAGCAUGGAGGAGGUCAAAUUUUGAACCAGGCUUACAUUUGAUUUUUAAAAACAAGAGACUCAGGGAAGGUACUAAACCAAAAUCUUUUAAUUUGACUUUUGUGUUUUCCAUGGUUUUUAUUUUGUUUUACUGAAUUGAUUUUAUAAUGGAAGUUAGUAAUGUGACAGUUUGGUAAUUCUACAGAUUUUUUAAUGUAUUUCCAUCAUGUCCUUUUAUUUCACAAGUUUUCAAAGUCUGAAUUAAAUCACAUUUCUUGGCAAAUGUAAUCUCGUGUUGUUUAAUUGCAUUAAAAAUUAUAUAGAGUAUUAUAAACUACAAGAUGAAAAAUGUGUUUUCACAGGAUCUAUAUUGUUGUGAACUAAACUAAGCCUUCUUUUUUGUGACUGUGAUGCCUUGGUGAUAAAUAUAUGUAAUAAGUAUGUUUCAAUA
This is a messenger RNA of Choloepus didactylus (southern two-toed sloth), 3892 nucleotides long. It is a transcript of the gene PPAT, whose product is annotated as phosphoribosyl pyrophosphate amidotransferase. The transcript has 11 exons. Lineage: Eukaryota; Metazoa; Chordata; Mammalia; Pilosa; Megalonychidae. The coding region runs from base 140 to 1693 and encodes 517 amino acids. Gene Ontology annotation, biological process: purine nucleobase biosynthetic process; purine nucleotide biosynthetic process. The record is from RefSeq and is a predicted model, not a curated record. Gene Ontology annotation, molecular function: amidophosphoribosyltransferase activity.